Messenger RNA from Baudoinia panamericana UAMH 10762, 759 nucleotides. RefSeq lists its product as uncharacterized. The coding region runs from base 254 to 637 and encodes 127 amino acids. The record is from RefSeq and is a predicted model, not a curated record. The transcript has a single exon. Lineage: Eukaryota; Fungi; Ascomycota; Dothideomycetes; Mycosphaerellales; Teratosphaeriaceae.
UUACGUACUAUCUCCACCUCUGGUCUUAUGAAAGCUUUCCUGCCAUCGCCAUACUGUCAAGACAUGUUGACAUCGAACAGCCCAAAAAGGCUGUAGACCAAGUGUUCCACUAGCCCGCGCCCGCGUCCAACCAUCAAGGACAUCUUCGUCGCAGUCUUUGCGUUUCGGGAGUCCCUCACGCCGGUUAGGUAGGCUAAAUCGAUCCCAGUGACGUCUUGUAGUGGCCUUACGAGCUGAUGUCGCUUUCCUACAUAUGUUCAGACGCAGUCGUAGCACUCGAGAACCUCAGCCAGUCACGAGAGAACCAUUUCGAAGGGCUGCUUUUAAACUCGUUCGCAGUGCUUGCAAAUAUCGUCGAUCCUGCCGCGUCAUGGCCGUGAGCCACGACGUCGUACAUGUAGGCGUAGCAUACUGUUACUUGACGGUACCACUCAAACAUCAGUUGAGUGUCGUACUGAUCACCUUAGCACUACCUUUGUUGAUACAGCAGGUAUCGAGCCAUAUCCACUGCAAUGUCUGUUGUCACGCUAGGAAACAUCAGCGGCUUACUCUUGCAUACCAAUGCGUAGCCUUGGAAUUUUGGCAUGUAGGUACAUUGUCCACAUUACGUGAACUUCCCUUCGCGCUAGCUCUGUAGUAAGACUUGACAUGCCGGACAAAUGCGGAAGGCACGCACUGACUCCGUGGCCCGAGCCGCGAAUGCCAGUCACUGCCGAGCUCUGAACGUUUGACAUUGUUGGCCGGCAUGCAUUUUCUCAU